This is a messenger RNA of Rangifer tarandus platyrhynchus (Svalbard reindeer), 1668 nucleotides long. NCBI's taxonomy places the organism in Eukaryota, Metazoa, Chordata, Mammalia, Artiodactyla, Cervidae. The record is from the annotation of a GenBank genome assembly.
AUGGCGCUGCGUGCGGCCGUGUUCGACCUGGUCGGGGUCCUGACUCUGCCCUCGGUCACCAGUUUCUGGGAUCGCGCCGAAGAGGAGCUGGCGCUGCCCAGAGGCUUUCUGAGUAAAGCUUUCCUGAAAGGAGGCCCGGAUGGUUCCAGCACCCGUGUGAUGAGGGGAGAGAUCACAUUUUCCCAGUGGGUGCCACUCAUGGAAGAAGACUGCAGGAAAUGCUCCGAGGACUCUGGAAUCUGCCUCCCAGAGAAUUUCUCUAUGAAGCAAAUCUUUGAGAAGGUGCUUUCAGCAAGAAAGAUCAACUACCCCAUGCUUCAGGCAGCUGUCACUCUCAAAAAGAAGGGAUUUACAACCUGCAUCCUCACCAACAACUGGCUGGAUGACAGCGCUGAGAGAGGCAGCCUGGCCCAGAUGUUGUGUGAGCUCAAGCCACACUUUGAUUUCCUGAUUGAGUCAUGCCAGGUUGGAAUGGUCAAGCCUGACCCUCAGAUCUACAAGUUUGUGCUGGACACCUUGAAGACCAGCCCCAGUGAGGUGGUUUUCUUAGAUAACUUCGAAACUAAUCUGAAGCCAGCCCAUGAGAUGGGGACGGUCACCAUUCUCGUCCACGACACUGACACGGCCCUGAAGGAGCUGGAGAAAGUAGCUGGGGUGCAGCUUCUCCAGACUGCAGCCCCCCUGCCCAUCUCAUGUGAUCCAAGCACCAUGACCCAUGGAUACGUGCCCAUAAAGCCUGGGGUGCGUCUGCAUUUUGUGGAGCUGGGCUCCGGCCCUGUCGUGUGCCUCUGCCAUGGAUUUCCUGAGAGUUGGUUCUCUUGGAGGUACCAGAUCCCUGCUCUGGCCCAGGCGGGCUUCCGGGUCCUCGCUGUGGACAUGAAAGGCUACGGAGAGUCCUCUGCUCCUCCUGAAAUAGAAGAAUAUUCCUUGGAAGUGUUAAGCAAGGAUAUGAUCACCUUCCUGGAUAAGUUGGGCAUCUCUCAGGCUGUGUUCAUUGGCCAUGACUGGGGCGGCAUGCUGGUGUGGUCCAUCGCUCUCUUCCACCCUGAGAGAGUGAGGGCAGUGGCCAGUUUGAAUACUCCCUUCAUGCCGUCAAAUCCCAAAGUGUCCUCCAUGGAGAUCAUCAAGGCCAACCCUGCCUUCAAUUACCAGCUCUACUUUCAGGAACCGGGAGUGGCUGAAGCUGAACUGGAAAAGAACCUGAAUCGGACUUUCAAAAUUUUCUUCAGAUCAAACGAUGAGAAUGUUGUCACCGUAAGCAGAGUCUGUGAAAUGGGAGGCAUCCUUGUGAACGCCCCAGAGGAGCCCACCCUCAGCAGGAUGGUCACUGAGGAGGACAUCCAGUUCUACGUGCAGGAGUUCAAGAAGUCUGGUUUCAGGGGGCCUCUGAACUGGUACCGAAACAUGGACAGGAACUGGGAGUGGGGCUGCAAAGGCUUGGGAAGGAAGAUCCUGAUUCCGGCCCUGAUGGUCACCGCGGAGAAGGACUUUGUGCUCACUCCUGAUAUGUCCAAGCAUAUGGAGGACUGGAUUCCCCACCUGAAAAGGGGACACAUAAAGGAUUGUGGACACUGGACACAGAUGGAGAAGCCCGCCGAGUUGAAUCGGAUCCUCAUUGAGUGGCUGGAGACUGACGCCUGGGACCCGCUGGUGGUCUCAAAGCUUUAG